AUGUACAUAUUCAAGAACUUAAAUAUUUUGAUUUCGACAAUUAUUGUAUAACUCCACUUUAUUAUUUUUGGUUUUUUAAUAAAUGAUACUUGUUCAAGGAUCAUCGAGAUAUCCUUGUACAUGUGCGAUGUUAAUCACUUGCUUUUUAUGGUCAAUUGAUAUACAAAGUUGUUUGUUCAUGUAAUCUAUGUUCUGGGUUGUUACUGAUUUUGCCCUUAUAUGGUUUUUGCCUUAAUUUUGGAUUAAAUUUGUGAUUAGAUUGUCUUGAUCAUGUACAAGAGUGGAAUUUAGCCCUUUUUAGUGCUAAAAUUCAUGCCACAGUAUUCUUUGUUAAGGCAUGUCAGAUUGCUUUAUUAUGUUUUUCGAGUUUUUGUGUUCUAGAGUUUGCUUGAAUUAUGGUUUGAUCUGAUUGCGAAUUUCCUUUUUUGUUCACAUCUUUGUCCUUUCAUUACAAUUGUUGAUCUCCCACUGCUAUUUUUGUUGAUUUGGUGCCUUUUUCCAUUAACAUCUCGAGCAUUUUCGUGUUGGAGACUACUUAAUUUUGAUGAUUCCAAUUGGAUGUGUUAUGAAUUUGCUAAACUUGAUAUGGUUCUGUUAGAUGGAAAAGUUACUUUUAUUUACAUAAUUUUUCUUUACAUGCUGUCUUCUAAUCCUCACUGCUAGGUUAGUUUAUUCUGUGAAGUGGUGUGGCAUUUUUUGAGUUUGUGAACUCUUGCAUUAUUUUGUUCAGUUUGAUGUUUUGAUUUUUAUCGUGCGUAUGCUUGCAGGUUUAAUGCCUGAAUACAUACUCACGUUCAUGAUGUAUAAGUUGAAAAUUGAUGUUUAAUUGUAAUAAAAUGAUAUAGUGAAUAUGGAACGAAAUGGAGUAACCUGAACGCGCUUUUAUGAUUUUCAGAAUAUAAAUAUCUUCGCUAGUGCCUAGUGUGGGCACUGCAGAGUUGAGCAGUGCCCAUGGAUGCCACUACUAGCGGAAUGUCUAGUGUUCAGUACCAUAACAUUCCCGAGCAAACAAUUACAGCUCUUGUCACCUCUCCCAUAGCAACAUUUCAGAAGCAGCAAAGGCAUUGCUUUGGAAAUGCUAGCCCAGGGGAAUUCCCGUUAUCUGCUAAUCCUUCUAUUGUUCUUCAUGUCCUUACUGCAUGUAAUUUGGAUCCGCAGGAUCUUGCAAAACUCGAGAUAACAUGCUUGUUCUUUAGACGGCCUGCACACUUUGCCCCCCAAUACGAGCUCUCAUUAUCAGAACUAGCGGCUCUUGAUAUGUGCCGGAUGAGAGCCAUAUUUAAGCCAAUGACCGAUGAGCAAAGGCUAGAACUGAAGCAAAUGUGCGGGGGGUCAUGGAAACUUGUCUUAAGAUUCCUGCUGGCUGGAGAAGCAUGUACCCGGAGGGAAAAGUCGCAGGCAAUAGCCGGUCCAGGUCACAGUAUUGCUUUGACUGCUAAAGGAGCUGUAUACUCUUUCGGGUCUAAUAACACAGGACAACUUGGACAUGGAACCAUGGAUGAGGAGUCCCGGCCUCGCUUAAUUAGAUCUCUGCAUGGCAUUCAUAUCAUUCAAGCAUCAGUAGGGGCUGGCCGAACUAUGCUGAUAAGUGAUACAGGAAAGGUCUAUGCCUUUGGGAAAAAUUCCUUUGGGGACGCAGAAUUUGGGCCUCUAGGAAAUAAAUUUGUAACUAUUCCUCAGCUAGUUGAAUCUUUAAAAGACAUUUUCGUCGUGCAAGCUGCUAUUGGAAAUUUCUUCACAGCUGUAUUAUCGAGAGAAGGCAGGGUUUACACAUUUUCUUGGGGGAAUGAAAGCAAACUUGGCCAUCAUACUGAAGCGAAUGAUCUCGAGCCUCGUCCACUGUUGGGGCCGCUUGAAAAUAUACCAGUAGUUCAAAUUGCUGCUGGAUAUUGCUACCUCCUUGCUUUGGCUUGUCAACCUAGUGGCAUGUCAGUAUACUCGGUUGGUUGUGGAUUGGGUGGAAAACUUGGGCACGGUGCAAGAACCGAUGAGAAGUUACCAAGAAUAAUCGAGCAGUUCCAGUCUUUGAAUCUUCAACCUGUUGUGGUUGCAGCCGGGGCUUGGCAUGCUGCAGUCGUGGGAAAGGAUGGGCGGGUUUGCACGUGGGGCUGGGGGCGUUAUGGAUGCUUGGGCCAUGGGAAUGAAGAAUCAGAAUCCAUUCCAAAGGUGGUUGAAGCACUAAGCAAUGUCAAAGCUGUCCAUGUUGCUACGGGGGAUUAUACGACUUUUGUUGUUUCAGACAAUGGUGACGUGUAUUCCUUUGGGUGUGGGGAAUCUUCUAGUCUUGGGCAUAACACUGUGGCUGAAGAUGAACAGGAAAAUGGGCAAGUAAAUGUCUUAAGCCCCAAGCUUGUAACAUCACUAAAGCAAGUGAACGAAAGGGUUGUUCAAAUAAGCCUCACGAAUUCCAUAUACUGGAACGCCCACACUUUGGCCCUCACAGAAUCCGGUAAGCUAUAUGCAUUUGGUGCUGGUGACAAAGGACAGCUAGGCGUCGAGCUUGUUGCAAAUCAAACCGAACGGCCAAACCCCGAAAGGGUUGAGAUUGAUCUCGGUUAACUUUCGUCUCUGGAUAAAACUCCUGCUCCUUUCUCUGCACAAUUUGCUGCUCUUGAAUUAUGAUUUUAUGACUUUCAUCAUACAUUUGAAUUUGCUGGCGAUAUUUUUCUUUUUAUUCUGUAAAUAGAAACAAAUGAUUU
Messenger RNA from Olea europaea var. sylvestris, 2699 nucleotides. RefSeq names its product ultraviolet-B receptor UVR8-like. The record is from RefSeq and is a predicted model, not a curated record. The transcript is spliced from 5 exons. The coding region runs from base 952 to 2559 and encodes 535 amino acids. NCBI's taxonomy places the organism in Eukaryota, Viridiplantae, Streptophyta, Magnoliopsida, Lamiales, Oleaceae.